Molecule: messenger RNA, 780 nt
Organism: Panicum virgatum (switchgrass)
Lineage: Eukaryota; Viridiplantae; Streptophyta; Magnoliopsida; Poales; Poaceae
Product: zinc finger protein ZAT11-like
Exons: 1
Coding region: 88-576 (162 amino acids)
Source: RefSeq, a predicted model, not a curated record
UCGAUAGCUUUCUUGUUGAUUGUUCAUCAUCAAAGGCUUAACAGCUGCUACUGCUUGGUGGUACAUUAUCACGUACGGUGACCAUCAAUGGGCGACGUGGCCACAACAAGAAACGCGCCGGCAGCGAGCACGGCGAACCGCCUCCUGCUGCUGCUCUCGCUGUCGCUGUCGCCGGCGAGCAAGGUGAUCGCCAAGCGCGGCAGCAAGCGGCUCGGAGCUGACGACGCGGGGGCGUUGCGGUGCCGCACCUGCGGCCGGAGCUUCUCCACGUUCCAGGCGCUCGGCGGCCACCGAACCAGCCACAGCCGGCCGAGGGUGCGCGCCGACGGCCUCGACCUCCUGCUCGGCACGCGCCCCGGCAAAGGCGGCGGCGCCGCGACGGACGCCCACCGGUGCAACGCGUGCGGCAUGGUGUUCCCCACCGGACAGGCGCUCGGCGGACACAUGCGCAGGCACAGGGCGGCGGCGGCGUUGGAUGUCGCCGCGCUGGGGACGACGAUACCGGUGUCGUCGGAACAAGGUGAUGACGAGAAUGAAGCGGGCCACUUGUCGAGUACCUUAAUCCAGUUCAUAUAAGUGAUUGACACAUAUAUAUCGGUGUCAUGCAGAAAAAGUUAGGUUUGGAGUGGUUGAUAUAUUAUAUACUGGCAGCAUGUUCAUUAGCGAUGAACGCGUAAACGCGUCAGUUUCAUUUAUUUUUGUAUUUGUUGUUGCAAAGACGACCAUUAUUAUAUUGAUAAUUAACUGGUCAAUGAAACGAUCAAAAUUUCAAGUUACUAA